AUGACCGGGAAACGUGAAGUAUCGCUCCUUACCUGUAUUUAUAUGUCUGUUGCGAAGGUAAAGCUCGCGGUGCCGCCAGUAGAAAGAAAACCACGUCCACAAAGGGAAGAAAGGCUCAGCAACCGAUGCAUCACGACACGCUCGACUAUUGCAGGAUGCAGUUGCCCCUGGCCAUCUCGGGAUAAUUGUCCUGACGUUCUCUCGUUUCGUCGAAUCGGGCCGAAUCCGCUGAACCAUAAGGACUACGAUACCGCCUUAACGAUAUUUCGAACAACCUUCCUUCUUUUCUAUGACAAGUUCCUGCAGUACGUGACCAAAUUCGCAACGAUGACUAGCGGACAGCGGAACAAGUCCGUGGUACACCCGGAACAGCGCGAGAUGUUUCAAAGAAAGACUUCCAGCCUCUCCACGGCCACCAUUUCCGUAGGCUUCUUACGAUUGCCGUUCCACUUACUUGUUAUUUGCCAUUGGAAUGCAAACAGAGCGAGGGACCGCGUAUUCUAUGAGAUUUCCCCGUCGAUUCGUGAAAGUUGCCGACCAGGAGUUGGUAAUAAAGGAAAUUGGAUUCCUAUAGCGGGCGAAUAA
Heterotrigona itama is the source of this 585-nucleotide messenger RNA. The record is from the annotation of a GenBank genome assembly. NCBI's taxonomy places the organism in Eukaryota, Metazoa, Arthropoda, Insecta, Hymenoptera, Apidae.